AUGACCGUAUGUCAUAUUUUUGUUAUAGGAUUGCUGGAUGUUUUUACACCUGCAACAUCAAUAGAAAACUUUAACGAAGUGUAUCUUGUGACAAAUUUAAUGGGUGCUGACCUGAAUAACAUUGUGAAGUGCCAGAAGUUAACAGAUGACCAUAUACAGUUUCUCAUCUAUCAGUUGCUUCGAGGUCUUAAGUAUAUUCACUCAGCUGGAAUCAUUCAUCGGGACCUGAAGCCCAGUAACCUAGCUGUAAAUGAAGACUGUGAAUUGAGGAUUUUAGACUUUGGUUUAGCUCGACAAACUGAUGAUGAAAUGACUGGAUACGUUGCAACAAGAUGGUACAGAGCUCCGGAAAUUAUGUUAAAUUGGAUGCACUACAAUCAGACAGUUGACAUCUGGUCAGUUGGAUGCAUCAUGGCAGAGCUAUUGAAAGGGAAGGCCCUAUUUCCAGGAAAUGACUAUAUUGAUCAACUAAAGAGAAUAAUGGAAAUUGUGGGCACACCCAGUUCUGAACUUCUGAAGAAGAUCUCAUCAGAACAUGCAAGAAAAUACAUUGAAUCUCUUCCACAUAUGCCUCAACAGGAUUUAAAAGCAGUGUUCCGCGGUGCCAACCCGUUAGCUGUAGAUCUUCUUGAGAAGAUGCUUAUAUUAGACAGCGAUAAGAGAAUUACAGCCUCAGAAGCACUUGCCCAUCCAUACUUUGUACAGUAUCAUGAUCCGGAUGAUGAACCUGAGGCAGAGCUGUAUGAUGAGUCAAUAGAGAAUAAGGAGCGAAACAUAGAUGAAUGGAAAGAACUUACCUAUGAAGAAGUGAUUAGCUUUAAGCCCCCUGACUUAAAAAUGGAUAGCCUGGAGAUAGAACAGUGAAUACAGGCAGCUCUGUCUUGCCUUGCUGCACUAUGAAGACUGUUAAAAUAUAACCAUACAAUUUCAUCUGUGGUCAGACAUAGAUUUGCUAUCCAAAGAUGUUGGAGAAGACGUGGAAAAGCAGAUCAUUACAUACAGAAGCCAGAUGUUGUCUGGCUUGAGUGGGGGUUUUUUGCCUUGUAAUAAGAAUGUAUUCCCAACUCACGAACGCUGACAAAGAACUACUUCAUCCUGACAAAAUUAUGCACUGAGUUCUGUCGAGCUGUGUGUUCCGCAUGUUCCAUUUUAUCCGUUGUAUUGCCAAAAUAAAGGUGACAUUUUAAAUUAAUUUUAAAAUUGUACAUUUAAAGCAUGAAUGUAUCAAACAUAAACAUAGAUGUUCAUACAAGCAUUCUGGGUUUUUUCUG
Molecule: messenger RNA, 1271 nt
Organism: Nestor notabilis (Kea)
Lineage: Eukaryota; Metazoa; Chordata; Aves; Psittaciformes; Psittacidae
Product: mitogen-activated protein kinase 11-like
Exons: 11
Coding region: 1-864 (287 amino acids)
Biological process (GO): intracellular signal transduction; protein phosphorylation
Cellular component (GO): cytoplasm; nucleus
Molecular function (GO): ATP binding; MAP kinase activity
Source: RefSeq, a predicted model, not a curated record